Messenger RNA from Macrosiphum euphorbiae (potato aphid), 579 nucleotides. Lineage: Eukaryota; Metazoa; Arthropoda; Insecta; Hemiptera; Aphididae. The record is from the annotation of a GenBank genome assembly.
AUGCCGGGUAGCGAGAGUACGACCGGUGGUGUGUUUCUGGUCUCAGUCGUCGGUCAGAUCGAGAAAGCUCACUUUCCGAACUAUGACAACAUGUAUUGCAAGUACACUUUCGUCUAUGGACCCGAUUGGGAAAUCGUCACCGGCAUCGAAGAAGGCAUAUCGCAAAUUGCUCAAAAGAGCCAAGACGAAAGACAACAGGUUGUAUGGAAUUUCCCGUUAGAUGUUUCUUUCAAGAGUACCAAUCCUCAUGGGUGGCCACAAUUAAUCAUUAGUGUUUAUGGAUUGGACACUUUUGGAAACGAUGUUGUGAGAGGCUAUGGAGUAUGUCACCUCCCAGUGGUUAAUGGACAAUCUUCUGAAGAGAUGAUCAUGUUUGUACCGGAAUCAAGUUCGACAUUACAAAAACUGACAUCAUGGUUGACUGGUAAAAGACCUGAAUACGUAGACGCACGGUUAUUAGCCAGAGGCGAUGGCAGAGAAGUGACUAGAGUCAGAAGUCAAGGAUGUGUUUGCAUAAAAUUUAAUGUUGUGUUCAAAGACUUUCAUCAGUACGGCUUUGAAAACGAUAAUAACAGUUAA